Messenger RNA from Closterium sp. Naga37s-1, 420 nucleotides. NCBI's taxonomy places the organism in Eukaryota, Viridiplantae, Streptophyta, Zygnematophyceae, Desmidiales, Closteriaceae. The record is from the annotation of a GenBank genome assembly.
AUGGCCAGGGGCGACAGGGCCAUGGCAAGAGGCGACGGGGCCAUGGCUAGGGACGGGGCCGGGCGCUGGGCAGGUACGGGGCUGGGCGCUGGGCAGGAACGGGGCCGGGCGCUGGGCAGGUACGGGGCCGGGCGCUGGGCAGGUACGGGGCCGGGCGCUGGGCAGGUACGGGGCCGGGCGCUGGGCAGGUACGGGGCCGGGCGCUGGGCAGGUACAGGGCCGGGCGCUGGGCAGGUACAGGGCCGGGCGCUGGGCAGGUACGGGGCCGGGCGCUGGGCUGGUACGGGGUCGGGCGCUGGGCUGGUACGGGGUCGGGCGCUGGGCAGGUACGGGACCGGGCGCUGGGCAGGUACGGGGCCGGGCGCUGGGCGCGGAAUGGGGCUGGGCGCGGGGCUAGGUACGGGGCCGGGCGCGGGCUAG